CCCAAAAUAUGACCAGGGGUGCUUGGAUGUGUAGUCGGCAGUAUGAUGACGGCUUAAAAAUCUGGUUCGCACCCCGGGAGAACGAGAAACCCUUCACGGAUUCAGAGAGGGCUCAGAAAUGGCGACUGUCCCUGGCAUCGCUCUUGUUUUUCACGGUCCUGCUCUCUGAUCACUUGUGGUUCUGCGCCGAGGCCAAAUUCACGGGGACCGGAGAGAAGGAGCAGCCGCCGCCCGAGAAGCCGGAGCCCGCGGAGCCGGAGCUGCUGGCGGGCAUGGGGGAGCCGGCGCCCCCCGCGCCCCGGCUCCUCGCCCCCCCCUCGCCCUCCCUCCCGCCCUCCCCCGGCAGCAGCGGCGGCGGCAGCCGCGGCAGCCGCACCAACGGCACCGAGCCCCGGCACGGCAAGGCUGCUUUCCUGGGGAACUCCACCGCCAGGCCCCCGGAGACGUGCCCCCCCCCGGGCUCCUCGUCCGGGCAGUGCUUCAGCGUGGGCGACGCGGAGGCGGUGUGCCAGCGGCGAGGGGGGUCGGGGCGGCCGCGGGGCACGGGGCACAGCCCGGCGCCCGGCUGGGACCUGACGGAUUUUUACCUUUCCUUUUGUAAUUCCUACACACUUUGGGAGUUGUUCGCCGGGUUGUCCAAUCCGGACACUUUGAACUGCAGUCUGGAUGUGGUGCUGAAGGGGGAAGGCUCCUGCAGCCAGUGCGUCCAGGCUUACCAGCGCUACGACCAGCACGCUCAGGAGAAAUACGAAGAGUUUGAGGUUAUGCUCCAGAAAUAUUUACAGUCGGAUGAGUACUCGGUGAAAUCGUGUCCUGAGGAUUGUAAGACUGUCUACAAAGCCUGGCUCUGUUCCCAGUAUUUUGAAGUCACACAGUUUCACUGCAGUAACAGAAUUCCUUGCAAGCAAUACUGUUUGGAGGUUCAAACGAGGUGUCCCUUUAUAUUACCAGACAAUGAUGAUGUCAUCUAUGGAGGACUAUCAAGUUUCAUCUGUACAGGGCUCUAUGAAAACUAUCCAACCAAUGCAGAACCAGAAUGCUGUGAUGUCAGAUGGGGACUAUUAUCAGAUCAUCAACCCAAAGGGACUAUAAAAACAAGUGGCUCAACAAUGUGUCACAGGACAUCGCUCACAGUUUCAUCAGCAUCAAGACUGUGUAACAGCAGACUUAAACUGUGUGUUCUUGUAUUAAUUCUCUUACAUACAGUACUUACAGUCUCAGCAGCACAGAACUCAACAGGACUGGGCUUUGGAAGCAUAACAACUUUGGAAGAUAAUUCAACCAAUGAGGAAUAAAAGAAAGGAUUCAUCUUACAUGAUAGAAACACAACAGGCCCAAAUUACUACAGUCAAAAAUAGCAAGGACUGAGUGCUUUACCCUCAGAGCUCUUCUUGAAUGACCUUUUGGGUAAAAUGAAAAGAAUGGGCCGCUACCUAAACAACAAGGACACACAAAUGCAGCUUUUUAUUGACUAAAAGGCUGUUUGGUGACUUAACUUUCUCACACCAUUUUAUACACUGUGUUUUAAUGUUUGGAGUUUCUUUUUUUUUGUUUGUUUUUUGCACUUGUUAAUACAGGAUUUUAUUUUUGGGACAGUUUCUCAAAGCUAAAUUAAGUCUUUUCUC
Serinus canaria (Common canary) is the source of this 1625-nucleotide messenger RNA. It is a transcript of the gene NALF1, whose product is annotated as NALCN channel auxiliary factor 1. Gene Ontology annotation, biological process: calcium ion import across plasma membrane. NCBI's taxonomy places the organism in Eukaryota, Metazoa, Chordata, Aves, Passeriformes, Fringillidae. The coding region runs from base 9 to 1295 and encodes 428 amino acids. Gene Ontology annotation, cellular component: plasma membrane. The transcript has 3 exons. The record is from RefSeq and is a predicted model, not a curated record. Gene Ontology annotation, molecular function: stretch-activated, monoatomic cation-selective, calcium channel activity.